Molecule: messenger RNA, 1457 nt
Organism: Thamnophis sirtalis
Lineage: Eukaryota; Metazoa; Chordata; Lepidosauria; Squamata; Natricidae
Gene: GOLT1A
Product: golgi transport 1A
Biological process (GO): retrograde transport, endosome to Golgi; endoplasmic reticulum to Golgi vesicle-mediated transport
Cellular component (GO): membrane; endoplasmic reticulum
Source: RefSeq, a predicted model, not a curated record
GAACCUUUACGUUUAUCUUUAAUGGGAUUGAGGUGGGGAAGUACUUGAGAUAUUAAAGCAUAAAAAUAUCGUACUUGCACAAGUAAUGCUACUUUUUGCAGGAUUAUUUGGGAAAUGCCUCAGAGCUUGGCCCAAGGACCUCUUUUUUUCUUGUUAAACACAGCUAAAGGCUGUCACUAGGCACCACUAUCUGUUUCCUUUUGCAGAUCCAGUUGUACAGGAAAUACAAACUCUAUGAUUGUAAUAACACUGCUUUCCUUGUAAAAAACUUCAAUGAAGUCUCCAUUGCAGAGAGGUUAAUAAUUUGCAAGAUGAUGCAGUAAGGGCAAAGGUCUUUCCAAGGUUCACUAACUGGGAAAUUCAUGGGAGUCUUGACAGCCAAUUCUUUCUAAGCCUUCGGCAGCAAAUAUGUUGGAAAUUACAGACCUUCAGAAAAUUGGUGUUGGGCUUGUUGGCUUUGGGAUGUUCUUCCUCCUGUUUGGUGUAUUGUUGUACAUGGAUUCAGUGCUUUUGGCCUUUGGAAAUAUCUUGUUCCUGUGUGGCUUGGCUGUUAUAAUUGGAUUAAGAAGAACUUUUGGAUUCUUCUUCCAAAAGCAGAAGCUUAAGGGAACCAGUUUCUUUCUAGGAGGCAUAAUAAUUGUUCUGUUUCGGUGGCCUCUACUAGGCAUGCUGCUGGAGACCUAUGGUUUCAUUAAUCUCUUCAGGAGCUUUUUCCCAAUUGUUUUUGGAUUUCUGGGAUCACUGGUGAAUAUCUCAUUUUUGAACAAGCUGUUUCAGAAAUUUGGAGACACCGGCUCUGCAGUGUAACUUCAAUGAAUGACUUGUCACCGGAGACAAGUUCCCUUCUUACAAGCACAGACAUUUUUUAUGAAUAGCCUGCUACCUCAACAGUGCAUGUUAUUUAGUGCUGAUUUAAAUAAUUUAUAUGAUCACUGUCAGAAAUGUGCAAGGUAAUUGGUAGAAUCAUUUCUUGUAAAAGGGGCAAUUAUAAUAGGGUUUCCACCUUGUGGUGCUGGUUUAUACAUACUUGAUUGUGACAAUGCUGUGUCUUUUAAAUAUACAAAAACAUACCUCGAUGUUCUUCAAUACCUGGAAGUAUCACACGUUGGGUAACAAGGGCUUGACAGCAAUGCAUCCAGAAAUGUCAACUUGAUUGUGGAAAACAAUAUUCAAGCAAGGACUAACACACAAAUUGAACUACUUGUAUAAAACUAAAAAGAAAAUAACUAAUAUUUGAUUUUAUCUAAACUACAUAGAGAAUGGGAAACAGGAAGCUCCCUUUGUCUCUUAAAAUAUAAAGAUCCCCUUUAUUAAUAAUAGGCCAGGUGAAAAACACAGAGGCAGAAUAUAAAAAUAUUUCCUCCUUCCCCUCUCUCUUAUUUUCUCUGCCCCCUGUUAUAUCUUUUGCAUUAGCAAUAAAAAUUAUGGAUGCAGUGAGCAGUCUCCGGCAAUACUAC